Nycticebus coucang (slow loris) is the source of this 6822-nucleotide messenger RNA. It is a transcript of the gene GK5, whose product is annotated as glycerol kinase 5. Gene Ontology annotation, cellular component: mitochondrion. Gene Ontology annotation, biological process: glycerol metabolic process; glycerol-3-phosphate biosynthetic process; triglyceride metabolic process. Bases 140 to 1744 code for a protein of 534 amino acids. Gene Ontology annotation, molecular function: glycerol kinase activity. The transcript has 16 exons. The record is from RefSeq and is a predicted model, not a curated record. Lineage: Eukaryota; Metazoa; Chordata; Mammalia; Primates; Lorisidae.
CGGAGGGGGCGGGGCGGGGCGGGGGCGGUGGCCCGGCCGGGCUGGCUGGGCGCUUGAGGCGCCCUGGGCCCCUGAGGCGGCCGCCUUUAUACCGUGCCCGCUUGGGAGGGGCUGCAGUCGACACUCAUGCAGGGUCGGGAUGUCGGAGAUGCCCGUCGACCAGAAGCAGGGGUGCUCGGAGCAGAGCGCACCAGACCCGAGGCGCACUGGCUUCGUGCUGGGGCUGGACGUGGGCAGCUCUGUGAUCCGCUGCCACGUCUAUGACCGGGCAACGCGGAUCCGCGGCUCCUCCGCGCAGAAGGUAGAAACUCUUUAUCCUCAAGCUGGCUGGGUUGAAAUUGAUCCUGAUGUGCUUUGGCUUCAGUUUGUUACAGUAAUAAAAGAAGCUGUCAAAGCUGCAGGAAUACAGAUGAAUCAAAUUGUUGGUCUUGGCAUUUCAACACAGAGAGCUACUUUUAUCACGUGGAACAAGAAAACGGGAAAUCAUUUUCACAACUUUAUUAGUUGGCAAGACUUAAGAGCUGUUGAACUUGUAAGAUCUUGGAAUAGUUCUCUUAUGCUGAAGCUCUUACAUAGUUCCUGCCGGAUGCUUCACUUCUUCACGAGAAGUAAACGACUUUUUGCAGCCAGUUUGUUCACUUUCACAACUCAGCAUUCUUCUUUGCGAUUAGUCUGGAUUUUACAGAACAUGAUUGAGGUGCGAAAGGCAGUUGAGGAGGAAAAUUGUUGCUUUGGGACUAUUGAUACCUGGUUAUUACAUAAGCUCACAAAAGGUGCUGCAUAUGCCACAGAUUUUUCAAAUGCUAGUACAACUGGACUUUUUGACCCAUAUCUGAUGUGUUGGAGUGGGCUCAUUACCUCCAUGAUCUCCAUUCCACUCUCCCUCCUGCCUCCUGUGAAGGACACAAGCCACAAUUUUGGAUCAGUGGAUGAAGAGAUAUUUGGUGUGCCUAUACCAAUAGUUGCCUUGGUUGCCGACCAGCAAUCAGCCAUGUUUGGAGAAUGCUGCUUCCAGACGGGUGAUGUGAAAUUAACCAUGGGAACUGGAACUUUUUUGGAUAUUAAUACUGGAAAUCACCUUCAACAUACUAUUGGAGGCUUUUAUCCAUUAAUUGGUUGGAAGAUUGGGCAAGAAGUUGUAUGCUUAGCUGAAGGCAAUGCAGGAGACACUGGUACUGCCAUAAAAUGGGCUCAGCAAUUAGAUCUUUUCACAGAUGCUGCUGACACCGAGAAGAUGGCCAGAAGUUUGCAAGAUUCUGAGGGAGUUUAUUUUGUUCCAUCUUUUAGUGGAUUACAGGCUCCCUUAAAUGAUCCCUGUGCGUGCGCCUCUUUCAUGGGUUUGAAGCCUUCCACCAGUAAAUACCAUCUCGUACGUGCAAUAUUGGAGUCAAUAGCUUUCAGAAACAAACAAUUAUACGAGAUGAUGCAGAAAGAGAUCCAUGUUCCCAUAACAAAAAUCCGGGCAGAUGGAGGAGUCUGUAGGAAUGGUUUUGUCAUGCAGAUGACUUCAGACUUGAUCAAUGAGAACAUAGACAGACCCGUCCACAUCGACAUGUCAUGCCUGGGUGCAGCUUCUUUAGCUGGUCUUGCUGUUGGGUUUUGGACUGACAAGGAGGAACUAAAGAAAUUGAGGCAAAGUGAAAUAGUUUUCAAACCACAGAAGAAAUGUCAAGAAUAUGAAAUGAGUAUGGAAAAUUGGGUCAAAGCCGUGAAACGCUCCAUGAAUUGGUACAAGAAGACAUAACACUAAAUGAAAAGCUCGAGACCAUGGAUGACUGGUUUAUAUGACAUGCAGAUGAGACACAGCUCAGGGAUAACCAAUGUGACAGUGGCAGAGAUUUAAAAUGAGCUUCACAACCUGGGAGAAAAAGCAUUACUAAAAACACACAAAUAAAAAAUGAUUAUUUUUUUCCAAAUCUUGAUGAGAUUAUAAGACAGCAAUACCUCAAAACUUUAUUUCUUCUGUUUUGUAGCAAAUUCCAAAAGGACAUUAGCCAUUUCCAACUGUAUUUUUAGAAAGUCAUGGGUCCUCUUCCUUUUUAUACUGGGUCAGUGGAACACAGGAGCACAGUCAUUUAUCUUCAGAACUGAUAGUUCUGGGUCAAGCACCAUUUGUAUUUUGUUCCAAAAUUAUGUGGAAAGUAUUUCUUUAAUUCCGUAAAAUUAAGUGGGCUAUUUGAAGUCUUAAAAAGAAAGAAAUGCUGAGAAAAUGUGGAAUAUUGAAAUAAUUAAUAUUUUACAGUUAAAGCCAUACUUUUUCAAUCUUAUAUCCAAAUAUGAGCUUAUACAUCCCUCUCAGAUAAGCUUAUUUGUUGGUUAGUGCUUUCCUUUAUUGACCUUAAAGCCACUGCCUUAAUUUUUCCUUGUUCAACCCAAAUCUGAGCACUCUUCAUACGUUGAAAAUCACUGAAAAACUAAUUUCAGUUAAUGAACUGAUUUUUAAGGAACAGAAAAAUACCAUUUAUUUUCCUUUUCAAAUAACAUUUCUUUCAAAAAAUUCUGGCUAAAGCAUAACACUCUAUUUUUUUUUUUACAAAAUACAGGUUAUUAGUGUAAAUCUUAUCUUUUUUGUUAUCUUUCUCAUUUGUUGAAAAGCUUACUUAAAUGUCUUUUGUUUUUAUUAAGUGCCUAAUUGAUAGUGCUUACUUUGAAGAAAAUGCCCUGAUUUAAUGGUGACUUUGCCUUUAUUAGAGUAUUUAACUUGUCCAUGUAUCUUUUUUUUUUUUUUUUUUUGAGACAGGGCUAUAGUAGCAUCAUCAUAGCUCAGUGCAACCUCAAAUUCUUGGGCUUAAGCAAUCUUCCUGCCUUAGCCUCUCGAGUAGCUGGGAGUACAGGUGCAUACACCACCAUGUCCAGCUAAUUUUUCUUUUUUUUUUGAAGAGACAGGGGGCUCACUCUUGCUCACUUGAGUACCAAACCCCUGGCUUCAUGUGAUCCUCCUGCCUCAGUCUCCAGAAUGCUAGGAUUACAAGCAUGAGCCACUGCACUCGGCGCUUGUAUUUUUUUGAUGCUUGUCUAGGCUUCGCAUCUCUCCGCAUCUAUCCAUCCAUGCAAUGGAUAGCUGGUAGAGGGCAUGAGAGUAUGACCGGCCUAAGGCCACUGAGCCAGAGAUUCACAGAGAAGAGUAGGGGCAGUUCCACAUGGUCAGACUUUCCUCCUAGAAACAAUCUGUGGAGGAGUAAGAGCGGGGGAGCAGCUGUAGGGUGGGCAUGGAACUGUCCUAAGGCAGCUGACCUGUUUUCAGGUUAUUUGCCCUUCCCUACUUUGGGGGUAAUUUCCAUUUGGAUUUUGCAGCAAUAAUGAAUUUAUUUCCCUCUUGGUGAGGAUUUAUCACAUAAAGUCUUUCUGUUAUAAAACUAACUUCACAUAAUAAUGUAACUAGAGGAGAGACUAGUACAGAGCAUUUUAUGGUUGCUACAGAGCACAUGUGUUCAUGAGAUAGGACCUAAAUUGCACUUUCUACAGAUUCAGUGAACUUCAAGUGUCUUCUUAAAUUAUUAAAAAAGUAUUUUGAAAUAUUUUUAUUAAAUAGAAGUCUUCUAUUUACUGUAGUAAGUCAUGUCGCAUAUAGAUAAUACUCUUUUCAUCCUUUCUCUUUUUUACAUGCUUUUUACAAAACUUAGUAGCCAAUUAUAGGCUUUCUAAUCAAAAUCAUAUGAAAAUUGCUUUGUUGGGCGGCACCUGUGGCUCAGUGGGUAAGGCACCGGCCCCAUAUACUGAGGGUGGCUGGUUUGAACCUGGCCCUGGCCAGACUGCAACAAAAAAAUAGCCGGGCGCUGUGGCAGCCACCUGUAGUCCCAGCUGCUCGGGAGGCUGAGGCAAGAGAAUCGCCUAAAGCCCAGGAGUUGAAGGUUGCUGUGAGCUGUGAUACCCCAGCACUCUACCGAGGGUGAUAAAGUGAGACUCUGCCUCUAAAAAAAAGAAAAAGAAAGAAAAUUGGUCUGUUGUUUUUCUAUUAUAGAUUCUGCUUCUCAGUGGGCCUGAUUUCAUACGAAAUAUUUCUGUCUUUUUGUGUUAGGAUAUACUGAAUUGUGAUAAUUACUAAUGCCUAAAAAUUUGUUCAUUUCUUUUCCACAUUCUUCUUUCCCAACAUAUAAUCACAAAAUAAAGGGUAAAAAUACCUUUUAGAUAAUGAGGAAAGAUAACUUUGAAUAUCUCUCAUUGAAAUUGAGCAUCUCUUCCUGAAAAUGGGCUGUUUUUUCCUUCUGUAAAUCUAAAAAUUAAUCUUUUAGUUUUAAUAUUCCUGGACAUUUUUUAAUAACACAGUUUAGCAAGUAUUUUUUUUAGAUUUAACGAAAAUGAAAAGCAUGACCACAUUUGUUUUUGUGGUUCUAGAAACAGUUGAUAAUCAAAAUCAGUUGAGCAAAAAAAUGUCCUUUCUAUCUUUCAAUUUUAUUUUUCACUUGUAUGCUAAUAUUUGAAGUUUGAAAAAAUUUGUGCUACUUUUUUCAGCAUGUUUUCUUGUCCGCUUAUGGAUCUGUCAGAUAUUUUUAGGAUGUCUCCAGCUGUUUCAUCAAGGAAAAUAUUUCUGUACAUUCCAUCUUAAAGUGUUACUAAUUGUUUCAUACUGUAGACUUCCCCGAUUUUUAACUCUUUUAUAUCCAACCAUGACAUGGUUUCUUAAUCUUAGCAAUGGUAUUUUAGACUGGAUAAUUCUUCUUUUUGGGGUUCUAUGCUGUGCAGUAUAGGAGAUGUAGCAAUGUCCCUGACCUCUGCCCUCUAGCUAUCAGUAGCAUCCUCCUAGUUGUUAAGGCCAAAACUGUCCUUAAACAUUGCCAUCCUGGAAGGCAAAAUCACCUGCCACUAACAAUCACUGAAAACUCAGUGAAUAUAGUGUCAUAUUCCUUUUUUUACUGCCUCCUUUUACCUUAGGAAAUUGUUAUCAAAAACAGGUAGUAGUAUCUUUAAAUAAAGUUGUUACUUUGCUGGUAAAUGAGAAAAAACAAAACAAAACUCAUGUAGUUGUCUUCUGAUGUUUUAAUCCAGAGCUCUACCUCUGUCAUUUCUGUGAUCUUAAUUACCGUAGUAGACCCAUGAUUUCAGUAUAGGAUUAAUGCAUUCUUCAGAUCAUCUUUGAUUUGAUCUGCUGCUUUGCUUCCUUUCAUCUCUGAGCAAAAGAGAUUAUUUCUUUUGGCUGGGCGUUGUGGCAGGCGCUUGUAGUCCCGGCUACUUGGGAGGCUGAGGCAAGAGAAUCGCUUAAGGCCAGGAGUUGGAGGUUGCUGUGAGCUGUGAUGCCACAGCUCUCUACCCAGGGCGACAGCUUGAGGCUCUGCCUCAAAAAAAAAAAAGAGAGAUGAUCUCUCUUUUUUAUCUGCUUUCUGUGUAAACCUUCACCAGAGUGGAAGCUCCCUAAAAGCAGAAACCAUGUCUACUUCCCUAGAACUUAAGGUUUGCUUAGAUGUUUGUGGAAUACAUUUUUAGUUUAUGUUUGUAAAUACAAUGUUGUUUUCAUCCUUGAUGUUGGUUACCACAUUUGUCGAUAGAGAGCAGUUUAUAUUUGUUGCAGGGUCCCAUGGGACCCUGUUGAAUUAAGAAGUACUUGCAUGAGAACUAGAAUCCUCAUAUUGUUUAUUGAAAAUUCUUCCUAUGUUUAUGUUUGCAAAUGAAUUUGUGUAGAGAUAGGCAUCCGUAAAUAUACAUACUUAUAUUGGAAGGUAUAUUGAAGCCUUUUAUUUAUAGAUUUUAUAUAUUUGACUGCAGAUGACUAACAGAUUGAAUCUUAAAAGUGCCAAACCUGGUGCUAUUUACGAACUUCAUAAAUAGCCUCUUCUGCAAGGGACUUAUGCUGGGGACCAGUCUUUAAAAUAUUCCCUCAAAUCACAACUUAGUAAGAGAAAAAUAUAACAAGAAAAAUUAAAAUAAUCCAAUCCAGGAGUCUGGUGAAAAUUUUGUAAUUCUUUGAGUGAAGAUGUAGCUGUACCCUGGAAUUCUUUGACGUUAAGUGAGUCUAGCGUCAUCCCAGAGAAAGCCUAGAAGGCUUGAAUCCAUCCUAAAGGAUUCUGAAACCCUUUGGGAAAUGUGGAUCGAGUUAAAAUCCCCAAAUACACCUUGGACAUUUAUGACCUACCUGGUCCCAGAAGCAUCUCACAUACCCAAAGCCAGAUCAUGCAGGUAAAACCAGUCAAGAUGGGCAACCUCAGUAAGUUAAAUCAGUGAUUCAAAAUCAUGUUUUUUGUUUUUUUGUUUUUUUUUAACAAAAACAAAAGAGCCAUGGGCGGCGCCUGUGGCUCAGUCGGUAAGGCGCCGGCCCCAUAUGCCGAGGGUGGCGGGUUCAAGCCCAGCCCCGGCCAAACUGCAACAAAAAAAACAAACAAAAAAAAAAACAAAAACAAAAGAGCCAUAUAGAUGCACCAGCAUCUGUUCUAAGUCACUUCCUAUAUUGUCACUAUAUUCCCAUGGGACCUUUGUUCUAACGGAACAAGGAAUGACCUUGGGAGUGGGAAGGAUAGAGACAGAUACUGGCAAAAUCAAAUAUUUCUGGAAUUCUUUGUCAUUCUGUAUCUGUAGUCUUUCCUUCCUUUUUGGUAAAUUUAGUCUGUUAUAAAACGGCUAUGUCUAGACAUAUAUCUGUAUUUCUUAGGGAAAAAAUGAUACCCAUUAAAUGAGCCUUAUCUUUCUCAGAAACUGCCAAAUUGUUUUCCAGAGUAGCUGUACUAUUUUACAUUCUCACCAGCAAUGUUGAGUGAUCCUGUUUAUCUACGUGCUCACCAGCAUUUGGUGUUAUCACUAUUUUUUAUCUUAGUCGUUCUGGUGGGUGUGUCGUAAUAUCUUAUUUUGGUUGUAAUUUGCAAUUCCAUAGUUAAUAAAAUGAUGUUGAACAUU